UUGUUGGGUCUAUCUGCCAGUACACAUGCCUUGGAGAUAUGUACCUGUGAGCUUGGGGUGGUGCCAGUCUGUUUUACUAUGGUUACAACUUGACAGACUUAUGUGAAACCUGCUCUCAUCAGUCUAGCUUCACUUCCACAGCAGCAUAAAUUUAGAUAGGAACUGUAGUUCUUUCAUCCGAUGAUUUACACAUGUAACCCAGACACUGUGAAAAACAAGCUUUGUUUCAGUUCGUAAGAUGGAAGAAUAUCUACAGUUUGAAGAAGAAGAGAUGAAGCAGGAAAAGAAGGAAGGAAAAGAGCAUGAGCACAUUGAUGAUGAUGAUGAUGAUGAUGAGACAGUUCCAUUAAUUCCUGUACCAGAAAAUGAGAGAUCACUAGUGGUCAACAUUGACAGCUCUUUAAAAGAGGAAAAAAUUGAAACAGAAACCAAGACCUCUGAAGAAAAGGAAACCACAGUAUCAGCCAAAGCAAUCACUCUGAAGUAUGUUUCCUUAGUUACUCUGGUCUUUCAGGCAACCUCUUUAGUAUUAAUAGUGCGACAUUCUCGGACAUUAAAAGAAGAUGGACCACGUUACUUGGCAUCUUGUGCAGUUGUCAAUGUUGAACUGAUGAAGUUUGCAGUUUGCUUUCUUUUGGUCUUCAAAGACAGCAAUUUCAGCAUAACAGGCCUCAGUAAGGUGUUGCAGGAAGAAAUAGUUAAGAAGCCAAUGGACGUGCUGAAACUUUCUAUUCCUGCAGGGCUUUACACAUUACAGAAUAACCUUCUUUAUGUUGCACUGUCAAAUCUCGAUGCAGCCACAUAUCAGGUAACAAACCAAUUCAAAAUUAUCACAACUGCAAUGUUUUCUGUGACCAUGCUUGGCAAAAAACUAAGUAUUUAUCAGUGGAUUGCUCUAAUACUUUUAAUGGCUGGAGUUGCACUUGUUCAGUUACAUACACAUUCUGAAGAAAGUGAUUCAUCUUCAGGUUCACAAGUAAUAGGACUUCUGGCAGUUUUUAUAGUGUGUUGUUCCAGUGGGUUUGCUGGAGUUUACUUUGAGAAGAUUUUAAAGGAAACCAAGCCAUCUUUAUGGGUUAGAAACAUACAGCUUGGAAUCUCUGGAAUUUCAUUUGGCAUAAUUGUUGUUUUGAUAUUUGACUUGGAACAUGUGAAGCAGUACGGAGUGCUUCAAGGCUUCAACUAUAUCACCUGGAUAGUUAUAACUCUUCAGGCUCUUGGAGGACUUGUGAUAGCGACAGUAAUGAAGUAUGCUGACAAUAUAUUAAAAGGAUUUGCUACAUCAUUGUCCAUAAUUCUGUCAGCGGUGAUUUCCAUUUUCUGGUUAAAGGACCUUGAACCAACCAGUAUGUUUUUCACAGGAGCAACUCUCGUAUUGCUAGCUACAUUCUUAUACAGUUAUGAGAUAAAGUCCAAUGGAAAUUCCAGCAAAGCAUCAAACAAUGUGAAUGGUAUUCAUUCUGCUCUGAAAUGAAGAACAAGGCAUGGAAAAAAAGUAUUACUUAACAUGCUGCUGCCAUCUAGUGGAUGAACUUAGAUAAGCUAUAUCUAUAGUUUAUACAGACUAGCAAGUGCCAUGACUGAAAGAGAAUGUUACUUUGUCAAACUAAAGUUUUUAUCU
Protopterus annectens (West African lungfish) is the source of this 1621-nucleotide messenger RNA. RefSeq names its product UDP-N-acetylglucosamine transporter-like. The transcript is spliced from 10 exons. Gene Ontology annotation, cellular component: Golgi membrane. The record is from RefSeq and is a predicted model, not a curated record. Lineage: Eukaryota; Metazoa; Chordata; Ceratodontiformes; Protopteridae. The coding region runs from base 239 to 1474 and encodes 411 amino acids. Gene Ontology annotation, molecular function: UDP-galactose transmembrane transporter activity. Gene Ontology annotation, biological process: pyrimidine nucleotide-sugar transmembrane transport.